GGUACGCGUGCAGCUUUCUGUUGUAUUCGAUAUAUAUGACAUCACAAUCAUGUUAUUUAUUGACGCUUUUGCAAGAGUUCUUGUUAGAAUAGCCAACUCGUCGCCUGUGAUUGCUUUGCCAAAGUUUUGGCUAAGUAUUUUAAAAUGUCGAAGCGAAAGUAUAGUGAAAAUUAUAUUGAGUAUGGCUUCAUUGCUAUUGAACAUCGAGGAGAUAUCUUACCUCAGUGCGUGAUCUGUAUGAAAACCCUUUCAAAUGCAGCUUUGAAACCAAGUUUGCUUAAGCGACACCUUGAAACCAAUCAUACAGAUAAGAUGAACCGAGAUAAGAGUUAUUUUGAGCGACUUGGGGAGAACGUGAAGAGACAGCGCAUGGAUCACACAGGCCAGUUUUACCAAAAGAAUGCGGGGAUUGUAAAGGCAUCCUACGAAGUAUCUCUUCUGGUGGCCCAACACAAAAAAGCUCAUGUCAUUGCAGAGUCUCUUAUUUUGCCUGCAGCUAAGAUAUUAGUCAGAAAUUUGAUUGGAGAAGAGUCAGCGGCAAAGUUGGAUAGUGUAUCGCUUUCUAACAAUACCGUGAAACGACGCAUCGAGGAAAUGUCAGUUGAUAUUACUGACCAGGUGAUUGCAGGAGUAAGAAAUUCGAAGUUUGGAUUUGCCUUACAACUUGAUGAAUCGACAGAUGUCACAAACUGCUGCCAACUGCUUGCCUACGUCCGCUUUAUUCAGAACGAUACUGUAAAAACGGAAUUAAUGUUGAAUCAUGAGCUGUCUACUACAUCAAAAGGAAAAGAUAUUUUCAACUCUUUGGAUAAUUUUUUCAAGGAAAAUGAAUUAGAUUGGGGAAAUCUUGUCGGAUGUACCACGGAUGGGGCUCCCUCCAUGCUCGGCAGAAAACCUGGA
Messenger RNA from Styela clava, 900 nucleotides. The record is from RefSeq and is a predicted model, not a curated record. NCBI's taxonomy places the organism in Eukaryota, Metazoa, Chordata, Ascidiacea, Stolidobranchia, Styelidae.